Molecule: messenger RNA, 894 nt
Organism: Anopheles stephensi (Asian malaria mosquito)
Lineage: Eukaryota; Metazoa; Arthropoda; Insecta; Diptera; Culicidae
Product: transmembrane protein 147
Exons: 3
Coding region: 105-794 (229 amino acids)
Source: RefSeq, a predicted model, not a curated record
AAAUGUCAAUUUUCACAAGGCCCACGGUCCGGUGGUAUUUUGGAACUCGCUCCCUCGAUCCAUUCACACAAAUUAUAAAAGAAAACUUAAUUUUGUAAGUGAAAAUGACACUUUACCACUUUGGUAACUGUGCGGCGUUGGUGUACGUACCGUACUACUUCACCUACAAAUACUCCGGCCUAUCCGAGUAUGGUGCAUUUUGGAAAUGUGUCCAAGCGGGUGGAAUCUACGUGUUUACACAGCUCUGCAAAAUGCUCGUACUGGCCACAUUCUUCCCCGACACGGACACCUUUAGCGAAGGGGCACCGUUUAAUUUUAUUGCCGAAUUUCUGCGCUGCAGUGUAGAUCUGGUCGACUUCUUGGGUCUCGCGUUCGUGCUGUCGAGAAUUCCAGGCAAGGGACACAGUAAACUGAUUACCGCCGGGCUCGGUUGGGCUACGGCAGAAGUGAUUCUUUCCCGCGGUCUGAUGCUGUGGGUCGGUGCUAGAGGGGCGGAGUUUUCCUGGAUCUACACGCAAAAGUGUCUGGAAUCGAACGUACUGCUGGUGCAGCACCUGUCGACCGCGACACUGCUGUGGUUGUUUUCGCGCCACGAUUUGGAUAAAAAGUUCGUCCCACUAGUCGUGCUGCUGCUGGUGGCAACGUCGUACCGUGGCGUAUGGCUUGAGGGCACCCUGCACGCCAUGUCUGCCGGUCCGUGGCUUAGUUUGGCGCUCAAAGCUCUCAUUACCAGCUGCAUGGGCGUCGGUACGCUUCACAUCUACUCCGGACUGGCGCAACAGAUUGGACUGUAGAGUUGUGCCACACUACUUUUAUGUUGAUUAGUUCAAAGAAAGCCUCAUAAAGUUCGAAGUAAAGUUACUUCCACUAUGCUAUUAGUUUGGUGAAAAUGAA